CUCUUCCUCUGCCCCGUGACCGUGAGGUUAGCGACACUCGCCAAAAAUGGGUCGCGUGCGCACCAAGACCGUCAAGAAGGCCUCUCGUGUCAUUAUCGAGAAGUACUAUGGCCGCCUCACAAUGGAUUUCGACACGAACAAGCGUGUCGUUGAGGAGGUGGCGCUGAUUGCCACCAAGCGGCUUCGCAACAAGAUUGCCGGCUUCACCACGCAUCUGAUGAAGCGCAUUCAGCGGGGCCCUGUCCGGGGUAUCUCCCUGAAGCUCCAGGAGGAGGAGCGCGAGCGCCGCAUGGACUUCGUGCCCGAGGAGUCUGCCAUCAACACCCUGGCGAUUGAGGUCGACAAGGACACCAUGGACAUGCUCAAGUCCAUUAACAUGGGCACGCUGUCGGGCGUGCAGCUGGCGCAGCCCCAGACUGGGUUCAAGCCCUAUGGCGGCGGCAACCGUGGCAAGCAGUAAGGGGUUCUCAGGGUGGCUGUAACUCUGCGCGUGUGUCUCA
This is a messenger RNA of Volvox carteri f. nagariensis, 500 nucleotides long. It is a transcript of the gene rps17, whose product is annotated as component of cytosolic 80S ribosome and 40S small subunit. Lineage: Eukaryota; Viridiplantae; Chlorophyta; Chlorophyceae; Chlamydomonadales; Volvocaceae. Gene Ontology annotation, molecular function: structural constituent of ribosome. The coding region runs from base 47 to 460 and encodes 137 amino acids. The transcript is spliced from 6 exons. The record is from RefSeq and is a predicted model, not a curated record. Gene Ontology annotation, cellular component: ribosome. Gene Ontology annotation, biological process: translation.